Messenger RNA from Acanthaster planci (crown-of-thorns starfish), 3820 nucleotides. RefSeq lists its product as uncharacterized. Gene Ontology annotation, molecular function: signaling receptor activity. The record is from RefSeq and is a predicted model, not a curated record. Gene Ontology annotation, cellular component: plasma membrane. NCBI's taxonomy places the organism in Eukaryota, Metazoa, Echinodermata, Asteroidea, Valvatida, Acanthasteridae.
CCCAAUUAUCCAACUGGUAUCAACGUCCUCUUGAGCGUUAAUUAGUUUGAGCUGAUGCGAGUAAUUCUUAUUUGCCGAUAUCCAUCAGUGGGCAGUGCCUUAGGGCCUAUGCAUGGCAUUUCUCUACCAAAUAGAUAGAGAAAUGUGAAGAAAAAACACAAGUCUUCUCCACGAGAUGGUACAGGCUCUUGUUGCUUCGCCACGUUCACUGGCCUUCGUGUUUACUUGUGGUAACGCUCUGAGCCGUGCCACGAGCGCCUUGACUGAAGUUUACGUGAGUGUUCAAGUGCAUGUACAGCAUCGUGGAUCUGUGAACAGGUUGAUUACAAGUCAAUUCCACGUAAUCCGAAUUCAGCUACAGUUCAAGUGGAGGGACUUGUGUGUCAGCAACGACUUGGGAUGGAGGACGGUAGCAUUCCCGACUCGAGAAUCACAGCCUCCACUAUUUUCCACGAGCGACCGAACGCAGUCGACAACUGCCGACCGGAAAACGGCCGGCUGAACAACCCGGGAGGCGGCCGGAUAGUGGGUGGUUGGUGUCCAGCCCGGAAUGACAAGGCUGCUCCGUGGUUUCAGGUCGAUUUGGGCGAGCUGCUACUGGUGGAAGGGGUCAUCAUGCAGGGCGCCGUGGAUCCCCUGGGUGCAUGGAACGAGAGAGUCACCGAGUAUCAAGUGCAGUACAGUGAUGACGGGGUUGCGUGGCUCUAUGUGACCGGUAGUGAAGAUCCCGGGACUGUGCCGAAGACAUUUGAAGGCAACGUCGACCUAACCACACCUGUUACCAGCAAUUUUGACCGGCCGAUUCAAGCUCGUUACAUCCGCAUCAGACCCACCGCCUACUUCAACUGGCCCUCGAUGCGGAUUGAGCUCAUCGGCUGCAAAGCCAAAGAAGCGGUAGGACGGAUGUGUUCGAAACGACUUGGGAUGGAGGACGGUAGCAUUCCCGACACCAGAAUCACAGCUUCCACUAUUUUCCACGAGCGACCGGACGCACCCGAUAACUGCCGACCGGAAAACGGCCGGCUGAACAACCCGGGAGGCGGCCGGAUAGUGGGUGGUUGGUGUCCAGCCCGGAAUGACAAGGCUGCUCCGUGGUUUCAGGUCGAUUUGGGCGGGCUGCUACUGGUGGAAGGGAUCAUCAUGCAGGGCGCCGUGGAUCCCCUGGGUGCAUGGAACGAGAGAGUCACCGAGUAUCAAGUGCAGUACAGUGGUGACGGGGUUGCGUGGCUCUAUGUGACCGGUAGUGAAGAUCCCGGGACUGUGCCGAAGACAUUUGAAGGCAACGUCGACCUAACCACACCUGUUACCAGCAGUUUUGACCGGCCGAUUCAAGCUCGUUACAUCCGCAUCAGACCCACCGCCUACUUCAACUGGCCCUCGAUGCGGAUUGAGCUCAUUGGCUGCAAAGCAGCAACAUCAGACUGUGUACCAUUCAGAGGGGAAUGUCUCUACAUAUGCUCCGAUCCGUCCAAGUGGUUGGAUGCCAAUGUGGCUUGCCAACGUAUGCACAAUGGUUCGCGCCUUGUGACAGUAGUCGAUCAAGACAUGAAUGAUUUCAUCGCACGGGAAAUCACAAGGGACGUGUGGAUCGGCCUGCAUGACACCCACAAUGAGAGCAACUGGAAAUGGGUGGAUGACACUCCCUUCGACUACACGAAUUUCAAUUCAGACAGCGAAGCGGACCAUCGAGGCGAUGGUGGCGCAGACUCGGCCUUGACUCCAGACCACGCCAAAAACUGCGCCCUUCUACUUAGUAACACAGGGAAAUGGAGGGCCACGAAUUGUAAUUCGUACAAUGGCAGGAUCUGUGCGCUGCCUCGUGGUGAGCAGUUGUGUCCAGAUGGAGGAACUUUUUUCCGUGACCGAUGCUACUGGUAUAACCAGGUUGGAAACUGGGACAACGCUAACAGAGAUUGCGAAGAGCGGUUUGGGAAAGGUGUAAAGCUAGUCAUCGUGCGUGACGCGGAGUUAAAUGCGUUUUUGUCUCGCCACGUGCAUCCCGCAGUAUGGCUUGGCCUGCGUUACUACCAACAGAAUGAUACAUGGUACUGGGUAGAUGGCAGCCCGCUGGACCCUAACGGUUACGAAAGAUGGGGAGACGUCGAACUGGAUCCCUCGCGAGAUGAGCGAUACUGCGCAGUUCUAAACUAUAACGAUGAGACUGGCGGUCACUGGUCGCCAACUUUCUGCUCGCAAAAUGUCCGUACAGUUUGUGCCUUGCAGACUUGCUACGACGGGCCAUCCCGUGUUUUGGGGUCAUGGGCAGGGCAAAACAGCAGGCAAUCCGACGAGGACCACGAAUGUCUUGACUUUGGCAGCAAACCGAGAUGUUCGUGUGUUUCUGGUGCACUCUGCCGGCUCACGGGCAAGUGUCAUUGCGAGGCGCUGUUCCCGGGCAUGAAGUGCAACAAAGACGAGAUGAUGGUGACAAUCCAUGCUCCCAACCGACUGGAACGUGGAGAGACCGUCACCAUGCGCUGCCAUGUCAACGUGCCGUCCAUCGACAUCACGGUGCUUUGGCGAAAGGUCAGCGGUACGGAGAUGCUCCCGGAGGGCCGGACUGUCCUACUGGACCGACCUGAGUCAGGAGACUACGAUCUAACUAUAGAGAAAGUUCAGGAGAAUGACACAGGGUCUUACGUGUGCGUCGCCACCACCGUCAUAGGUCAGAUCGGCACGUCGAAGAUGGACAGUACCUAUCUUCACGUUGUAGUUCCAAAUACCGUAACACCCAAACCGCCACGCAAGGUUUCUGAAGGAAAUGAGCAGGGAGUUUCGCCCAAGGAAAAAGGUUUGAUCUUUGCGGUAGCCGCUCUCGGCGUCUGCUUUGUGUGCUUACUGGCUGCCUUCAUCAUUGUCAAGGUUCGUCAAGAAACUACUCUUCGACGCACUCGGCGCUCCAGUGAUGUGCUGAUGUGAGCGCCUAAUGAAUGUCUUGGCUCAAGUCUGAUUGUUAACGUGUUCAUGCAGAUUUCAUGCAGCUUCUUGAUGGCGUACGGUUUAGUUGCUUCGGAGAAUCUAAUCCAUCCCAGUCUUGGUCCAUUGGGAAAGUUGUAGACAGACUGGAGGAACAUUUUUAUAAGUAUAUAUUUUUGGAUAUUAUUUGAAGAGGGGGUGAAAGUGGGUGCCGGUCUGGGCACUUUUCUACCCGGAAUCACGGUUGUUGAUCAGUAGGGGCUGAGUGCGAGUGUGGGGCUGGAGGUGAGAUGGGAUGGAGGUUGAAUGGGGAUUGGGAAUGAUUACGGGAUGGUGGGGACUGAGAUGCCGAAUCGCCUUGUAAAGCAUAAAUAUCACUUAUUCUUUCUCAUUCGUGGGUCUUAGAUCAAUAAAUACGUGUGUAUUUGAAAGUCUUGAAAUGACAGUCGUGCUUAAUUCACUUUGUUGCAUGCUUUUCAAUUUUUGUUCACCAUCUAGAAGUAAUGUUUAGGAGAGCCGUAUGGGUGGGUGUCUGUUCAAAUCGUUCUCCACUCACUCUCUCUGUCUCUAAUUCUGAAUUCAAGGGUACUUUUGGGGUGUGGCGGGUUGUUAAAAACCUAAAGCUGAAAAAUCGAAAGAAAGUUGUCGCCGAGGUUGCAAUCAGCAUUGCUUUUAACCAGCACUAACAUUGUUUAUUGUUAAUUAAUUAUUGGUGAUCCAUGAUGGAUGCUGCUGAAAACUCCAUCGUUGCUGCGACGUUGAAUGCAAUGUCAAACGCCGCAAGGUUAAUAUGACUGAGGGAAAACCACACCCACUGAUUUCAUUUUUUUGGUUUUAUUUUGAUGUCUAAUGAUUUAGAUAAAUAAACAAAGUAACCAAAAACUUCCAAGUUUUGGAAAAGAAA